Hydra vulgaris (swiftwater hydra) is the source of this 453-nucleotide messenger RNA. RefSeq lists its product as uncharacterized. Gene Ontology annotation, biological process: DNA integration; DNA transposition. The record is from RefSeq and is a predicted model, not a curated record. Gene Ontology annotation, molecular function: DNA binding. NCBI's taxonomy places the organism in Eukaryota, Metazoa, Cnidaria, Hydrozoa, Anthoathecata, Hydridae.
AUGAGUGAAGAAAUACAGCAUAAAACUCCAAAAUCACGAUCAAGAAUCUCUGAAAAAACACGUUAUGAAUCAAUUUUUUUUCGAAACCAAGGACUAUCUCAUCGCCAGAUAGCAAAUGAGUUAAAUAUCGCAUAUUCGAUUGUUGCACGUAUUUUAAAACGUUUUAGUGAAACAGGUGACAUUAAGGACCGACGCCGAUCUGGUCGGCCAGCUGUAACAACACAAAGAGAUGAACGUUUGUUAAUUCGUUUAAUGAAACAUGACAGAAAGUUAUCGUCAAACGCUCUCUGCCAUAAAUUAAACAAUACAUCUGGAAUAAAAGUGAGUUCAAGAACUGUUAGAAGAAUUCUUCAUAGAAAUAAUUAUAUGUGGCGAUCUGCAUGCAAGAAGCCAAGACUUUCAAAGAAACAACAAAAAGCAAGGGUUGCCUGGAGCAAUCAGCAUAAAAAUUAG